This is a messenger RNA of Humulus lupulus (European hop), 1818 nucleotides long. Its product is annotated as probable membrane metalloprotease ARASP2, chloroplastic. The coding region runs from base 186 to 1535 and encodes 449 amino acids. Gene Ontology annotation, cellular component: membrane. The transcript has a single exon. Gene Ontology annotation, biological process: proteolysis. The record is from RefSeq and is a predicted model, not a curated record. NCBI's taxonomy places the organism in Eukaryota, Viridiplantae, Streptophyta, Magnoliopsida, Rosales, Cannabaceae. Gene Ontology annotation, molecular function: protein binding; metalloendopeptidase activity.
CCAAGACUAAAUUUGUGGAAACGGAAGUGGGAGACGUCUCACUUCAACUUCAUUCACGUCCACAAACCCAAAAAUACAACAAUGAAUUAUCCAAUCUUAGCCAGUGCCACAACUCCCUCCAUUCCUCGCCCGCUAAACCAAACCUUUCCUUCUUAAUCCUCAUCACCAAACAAGCCACUACCACCAUGGUAGUAAAUCUCUCAUGUUCUAUCCCUUCUUAUUCUUCUCUUUCUUUGAUCAGAUUAACUAACUCUAAGUCACACAUUUCAGAUGUCUCUUUUAAGUCUAAAACCCACUUGUCAAAACCUUUUUCUUCUUCCUCCAACCUUGAUUUUCAUUACAAGAAGCAGAUUUUCUAUGAAAAGAGUAGAAACCCACAUGUGAGAAGGUUUAAAUUCAAGACUUCAGCGAUCUCCGGCUUUGAUUUUGGCAACGUUGAGAGCGCUCAGUCUGUUUUGGAGGCGGCUGCAGUGCUAACCGCCAUUAUCGUCGUUCACGAGAGUGGUCACUUCCUUGCUGCUACCCUUCAGGGCAUCCAUGUAAGUAAAUUUGCAGUUGGGUUUGGUCCAAUUUUAGCUAAAUUCAAUUCGAAGAAUGUGGAGUACUCUCUUAGAGCGUUUCCUUUAGGUGGAUUUGUGGGGUUUCCUGAUAAUGAUCCAGAUAGUGAUAUUCCACCUGAUGACAAAAAUUUGCUUAAGAACAGACCUGUAUUAGAUAGAGCUAUUGUGAUUUCAGCUGGUGUAGUAGCUAAUGUAAUCUUUGCAUAUGUGAUUAUCUUUGUUCAAGUAUUGUCAGUUGGUUUGCCUGUGCAAGAAGCCUUUCCUGGGGUGCUUGUGCCGGAGGUCCGAGCCUUAUCCGCCGCUUCCCGGGACGGUUUGCUUCCUGGUGAUGUGAUCCUGGAAGUUAAUGGACGUGAGUUGCCCAAAUCAGGCCCCACUGCUGUUUUAGAGAUAGUUGAUGUAAUUAAGAAAAAUCCCAAAAGAAAUUUGUUAUUUAAGAUUGAAAGGGGAAAACAAGACUUUGAAAUUGGGGUCACCCCAGAUGAGAAUCUUGAUGGAACUGGUAAAAUUGGAGUUCAGUUGUCCCCAAAUACCAAGUUUUCCAAGGUUAUACCAAAGAAUAUAUGGGAGGCUUUUAGGUUUUCUGGAAAAGAGUUUUGGGGGCUCUCUUACAAUGUUUUGGAUGGCUUGAAACAAACGUUCUUAAACUUUUCACAAACAGCUGGCAAGGUUUCAGGGCCAGUUGCCAUUAUUGCUGUUGGUGCUGAAGUUGCAAGGUCGAAUACUGAUGGUCUUUACCAAUUUGCAGCUGUGCUUAAUCUUAAUCUUGCAGUAAUAAACCUACUUCCAUUACCUGCUUUGGAUGGAGGUUCCUUGGCCUUGGUUCUCAUAGAGGCAGCUAGGGGUGGGAGAAAGCUUCCUAUGGAAAUAGAGCAGCGAAUUAUGUCUUCGGGGAUAAUGGCAGUUAUACUUCUAGGAUUAUUCCUCAUAGUCAGGGACACACUUAAUUUGGAUUUUAUUAAAGAAAUGUUGUGAGAUUGAUUACAAGUUCACUGAAGCAUGAAUUGAUUCAAUAUGAGAGGAAACUGUCUCUGAAGCUGGUCUUGCUUUUGAUGUGAGAAAGAGAGCUUCAAAUUAAGAUUGUAGGAGAUGAUGAUUGUGUUCUUCCACGAUGUUAUACGGGAGGUACUUCUUGGAUUUUCACUCCUAAAUUUGUUCUUCAUAUGUGGGUCUCAUUCAUAGUCCUGUAAAUUAUAAUUUUUUCUUCUUAAUAAAUUGGAAAGAGCAACAUUCACUUAUAAUGAUUUUUAUUAUCUUU